Molecule: messenger RNA, 3873 nt
Organism: Zasmidium cellare ATCC 36951
Lineage: Eukaryota; Fungi; Ascomycota; Dothideomycetes; Mycosphaerellales; Mycosphaerellaceae
Exons: 3
Coding region: 1-3873 (1290 amino acids)
Biological process (GO): phosphorelay signal transduction system; phosphorylation
Molecular function (GO): protein binding; phosphorelay sensor kinase activity
Source: RefSeq, a predicted model, not a curated record
AUGCACGAUCUGGCACCGACCGCCGCGUCUCCACCGGAGCCCAAUCCUGGAGAGGGACAGUUACCUCGAGGAGCCACCGAGAGGCGCUUUCGUCAACGCACCGAGGCCACGCGCGAGAGGGACGUAUUCAGACAUUUACUGCCGUGGGAGGAAACGUACAGCCCGAAAUCACUCCGCCGACGAGCCUUUCCCAAGGAUGGCACAGGCCAUGCCGCCUUACUGGAAGCGUGUCCAGACACAGCCUUGGCAGCUUUUGCGCAACUGGUCGCCCUUCGUUUGCAGGCUCGCCGAUGUCUUGUGAGUCUGAUCUCAACGCAGACCGAAUUUGUGCUGGCAGAUCUUGCAAAAACCACAGCUCUUCAACACAAUGCCGCCGCCGACGACCCCCAGGAUCGCCUAUGGAUCGGCACCAGCAGUUUUCCUCGUCAGGAAGGAAUCCAUGAUGAGGCCGUCAACUCGUGGAGGAAGGCACGACGUAUGAGGGAUGUGCCGGAGGAGGAAGGCCACUACUACACCGAGGGCCUCAGUCCACACUGGAACCUCGUCAACGAUGCCCGACAUCAUGCAGGCCAUAGUGGAUUAGCGUUUCUUCGGAGUGCUUCAUGGAUACGGUCUUGUGUUUCAGUUCCUCUACGAGGAGCUCAAGGAUCAGUCCUCGGAGCCAUCACCGUACUCGACGACAAACCGAGGUACGGCAUCAGUGCAAAGGAAAUGGAUUUCCUAGAAGACAUUUCAGACACCGCUGUUGAGCAUCUCAACGCAACAAUCGUGCGGUCUCAACGCCAGCGAGGCGAAAGAUUGAUUCAGGCGCUCGGCUUGUUCAAUAGCGGCAGAACUAGUCUGCGAGACUGGUGGCUUGGCCAGGAUGAUGCACGAGUACUUGGGAUGGGUAGACAUGCCGCGAAAGGUGGCUCACAGGAACGUCAAGCACGUGUCGAUGCGGAAUUUGGCAUGCAUCCAGAGGUGCUCGAGCCGUCAGGUCCAGACAAAAGUGGCGCCCAAGGAGAGUCGCAGGAUCAUGAAGACUACUUCGGGGCUCAGAAUGUGCAACGGCCGGAUCGAAUUGCCAGCGAACUGCCCGCAGAGGGGACUAUCUCAGCGUAUGGCACUGAGUCUGACAAUUCUUUAAGCCACCUUCGCCAAUCCAAACUUGAGCGUCCCGCCGAUGUGAGCGAUCCGGCCACAUCGUCCACAGCUGCAUAUGCCCGCGCUAGCAACCUGCUUAGGGAAGCAAUUGGCGUUGAUAGUGUCGUGUUUGCCGACGCCAGCACGGUUACUGGCACUUCCCAGCAUCACGAAAGGGGCACGUCAGAAUCGUCUGACACAGUUUCCAACUCUGUCGUCAACGAAGACAGCUCACAAAUUCGACUGAGUGACGUCGAAACCUCGGAUUCUGCUCCUGAGGCUUCAAAACUGUGCAACUUGCUGGCCUUCUCCACACGUGGUCGCACAGGCACAUCAGGCUUGCCAUCGGCAUCGCAACGCUUUGCCCUACCAGAGCAUCAUCUGCAACGACUCAUCAAGCGCUACCCACAUGGGGUCGUCUUUCACUACGACGGAGAGGGCCGGUGCUCCGCUAGCUCAGACGAGGCCAGCGACCCUUCGAGCAACGAAGAGUAUCAUGUGGAAAGGACGCGACGGUCAAGAGACGGUAAACUUCUCUCCAAAUCCAUGAACGGUGCCAGAACAGCCGCAAUGUUGCCCCUCUGGGACGACUCGAUCGGCCGUUGGCGUUCCUGCAUCAUCGUAUGGAGCACGUCAUCCGACCGGUAUUUCGAUCAAGAAGAGGAGCUUACUUACCUCAAAGCAUUUGGGCACUCGCUGGGGGCGGAGCUUUCAAGGCUCGACAGUCUGGCAACCGACAAGGCCAAGAGCACGUUCUUAUCAUCCAUCAGUCACGAGACGCGCUCACCUUUGCAUGGCAUCAUGGCUGGUGUGGAAUUCUUGCAGGAAACCGAUUUGUCACUGUUUCAAGAAGAGAUGGUACUUACGAUCAGUAUGGCUGGAAGAACGCUUCUGGAUACCAUGAAUCACAUCCUUGACUACUCGAAAAUCAGUAACCAUUCAAGGGGGCAGAGAACAUCGCGCAGAAGCGGAAAGGGCAGCACUGGCUUACUCCAUACAUCUACCUCUCGGCCAAAUCUCGACGAGACAGGGGCUGCAAGCAGUGUUGAUCUUGCACGGCUGACCGAGGAGGUUGUGGAAACCACUGUGAUAGCUUACAGAUCACAGUACCAGACGCCCCUGUCCCCAGGAAAUCGUCAAUCUUUCAUAGGAAGAAAUAGUCUACAUCAGGAGCCACCGUCCUCCGACGGAAUUACUGCCAAUGGGGAUGAUUUUAGCGUUCUUCUCAACAUCGACUAUCGCAAGAGUUGGGUGGUGAAGAUAUCGCCUGGUGCAUGGACUCGAAUCUUGACGAACCUCCUCGGCAACGCGCUCAAAUACACUUAUGGAGGCCACAUCUCAGUGCGUUUAACGGUCGGUGAUUCGGACAGUCGAGGCACGUUACAAACAGCGCUCGUCCAGCUUGUAGUUGAAGAUACGGGAAUAGGCAUAUCUGAGGCAUUCCAAAGGCAUGGCCUCUUUACGCCUUUCAAGCAAGAAGAUACCCAUUCCACGGGCACCGGUCUUGGUCUCAGCAUCGUCAAACAGCUUGCAAUGGACGUGGGUGCAACGCUGGAUCUGAGCAGCAAGCAGGGCAGGGGCACAAAAGUCACUCUCGUCUUCCCGGCAACGUUUGCGGUUGAGAGGGACGCCAAAGACUCGGCAUUCACGACGGAUUCAGUGCCUGAGGAUUUGGUCGUUGAUCAGUUUCACUUGCUCACUCCAACAACCGAAGGUGCAGACGGCGAUUGCGCUCCGGAGCAACUCGUCGGAGACUCUAUUCUUGAGACUGCCGACGAGUGGCUCCAUUGCAACGCAAUACAGGGACCGAACAUACCUACGAUUGACGGGAAUUCGGUAUGUGCCAUUACAGAGGGCCAGCUCAUCGCUCUCGAAAAGAAGUCGCCCACCUUCCUUCAGAGCCUCUUGGAUCGAGCUUCCAAGAGACAUUCGCACCUCUUGAUCCUUGGUCGCUCUAUCUACUCAUCAACAUUUACGCCAAGGAUGCAACUGUCUGCCAUUACGCCGGUCUUUGUACACCAGCCCAUCGGACCACGCAAGCUGCUUCGAGCGAUUGCCUCAGAUCGAUCUUCAUCUUCGCAAGCGGAAAGAACCCGACCGUCCAUUUCUUCGCCUCCUAGUCAGACUGCCAAAGUGGCCGUCGGACGCUCGACGUUGACGGUGCAGGAAAACGUCGAAAACUCUCGCUUCCAGCAGAACUUACCGUUGCCAUCGGUGGACGGCUCUGACGCUGACGAAUCGUCGCCGUCCGUCCAGAGUGGCUCUACGAAGAUCACCCCAUUGCCAAUGUCAGAUGCAGCCGACAGCACACCUCUUUCUGCGAUCGCCAACUCGACCGCAUCUCGAUCUGAUACUGGCGACGCGGAGAGUGAUUGGAUACUACUGGUAGAAGACAACGAUGUGAACAUGAAGCUCCUCAUUGCGCUUUCAAAAAAGCUCAAGUUGAAAUACCAAUGCGCCAUCAACGGCCAAGAAGCCCUCGACCUCUACCGCAUAUCGCCAGACAGGUACUUCCUGGUGCUGAUGGACAUGUCGAUGCCCAUCCUCGAUGGCUUCGCGGCCACGUCGAAGAUACGAGAACACGAGAAGAAGCGAAAGCUGGACAGGACGGCCAUCGUGGCGCUUACAGGAGCCACGACAGAGGAAUCUCGGAAGCGGGCGUUUGAUUGCGGCGUGGAUGAGUACUACGCGAAGCCGGUGCGGAUGACAGAAUUGAAGAAACUGGUCAACAGGAUACAGGAACAGUAG